Drosophila eugracilis is the source of this 618-nucleotide messenger RNA. RefSeq names its product oleosin-B6. The transcript has a single exon. The coding region runs from base 89 to 517 and encodes 142 amino acids. NCBI's taxonomy places the organism in Eukaryota, Metazoa, Arthropoda, Insecta, Diptera, Drosophilidae. The record is from RefSeq and is a predicted model, not a curated record.
CACCAACAAGGUCUCACACAAACCUCUGGAAAUAAACCCUUUUUUUCGACAUUUUUCGAUAUUGAGUCAAAAUUUAUUUCUGAAGGCGAUGGCGAAUCCCAAGUCGAGCGGUGGCAACAAGUCCAAGGGCAAGGGUCACCAGAGCCGGCAGCCUCAUCAGCAACAGCAACAGCAAACGGACUCUUCGCCGCAAGCACAGCAGUUGGCGCCUGCACCUGUGGCCGCCACUGCGCUGGAUCCGCCCACUGCCACUCCGCUGGCCGAAACGCCCCCCUCGGAGGACACUUUGGCCUUGGCGGCCGCCGUCGCUGCCUCGAUUCCUGCCGCCCCCCUCUCCCGACCCGCCUCCGAUCGACGCGCUUCCACGCAGCCGCCGCCGGCGGUCACCCCAACCAGCAACAGUCCUACUGAGGCCGCCGCCAGCGAAGCUCUGGCCACCUCGGGAACGGCUUCGUCGGCAGCUGCGCCCCCCGAAAACAGGCGUAGCAUCUUCCAGCGGUUCUUCAGCUGGAACUAGUGAUGCAUUCUCCUCCUACUCCUCGCUGACAUUCCUUUUGGUCAAAAUUGAAGUGCCCUAACUCCGCUUUAACCUGUAAAUAAAAACCAAUCUGACCGACA